This is a messenger RNA of Carya illinoinensis, 991 nucleotides long. RefSeq names its product peroxiredoxin-2E-2, chloroplastic-like. The record is from RefSeq and is a predicted model, not a curated record. Gene Ontology annotation, molecular function: thioredoxin peroxidase activity. Gene Ontology annotation, biological process: hydrogen peroxide catabolic process; cell redox homeostasis; cellular response to oxidative stress. Lineage: Eukaryota; Viridiplantae; Streptophyta; Magnoliopsida; Fagales; Juglandaceae. The coding region runs from base 132 to 815 and encodes 227 amino acids. The transcript has a single exon. Gene Ontology annotation, cellular component: cytoplasm.
ACCAAACAAACAAACAAAACCCCCCUUCUCUCUCUCUCUCUCUCUCUCUCUCUCUCUCCGUCUUGGCGUAUUCUAAAUUCUAAUACAAACGCAAUCACAACACAAGCAAACUCACAUACACAGACAAAACAAUGGCCGCCUCUCUCUCCGUCUCAAGACUCCUCGUCUCCUCCCCUAACACCCUCGCCCUUUCCACCAAUACCUCUCUCUUCCCCACCGCCAAAACCCUCGCCUCCAAACCAUCUUUCACUUCGCUCCCACUCAAACUCCAUCACCACCCUAAACCCCUCAAGUUCUCCACCACCACCAAAUCCACAAUUUCCGCCUCUAUCGCGGUCGGCGAAAGGCUUCCCGACGCCACACUGUCCUACUUUGACGCCUCCGGUGAGCUCCAGACCACCACCAUUUCCGACCUUACCAAGAACAAGAAGGCCAUCCUCUUCGCCGUCCCCGGCGCCUUCACCCCCACCUGCUCCCAGAAGCACCUUCCCGGCUUCGUUGAGAAGUCCCAAGAGCUCAAGGCCAAAGGCGUAGACACCAUCGCCUGUAUCUCGGUCAACGAUGCAUUCGUCAUGAAGGCCUGGAAAGAGGACCUCAAGAUCAACGACGAGGUGCUCCUGCUGUCCGAUGGGAAUGGGGAUUUCACCAAGGCUAUUGGGUGCGAACUAGAUUUGAGCGAUAAGCCUGUGGGGUUGGGUGUGAGGUCCAGAAGGUACGCGCUCUUAGCCGAAGAUGGGAUCGUCAAGCUCUUGAAUUUGGAGGAAGGCGGAGCGUUUACGUUCAGCGGGGCUGAGGAUAUUCUCAAAGCUCUUUGAAUCCGGUCAGCUUGCAACCCCUUAUUCUCUCUCUCUCUCUGAUGUUUUUUUGUCGUCAUUUUAGGGACUCACUUGUUCCUUGUUGGUUCAGUGGCUGGACUUGUUUUUGGUAAUAAAACUUAUGGGACCUGAGAAUGUGAUUUAUGCCAUUGCUGGAAAAUGUUGGCACUGAUUAA